Messenger RNA from Ixodes scapularis (black-legged tick), 869 nucleotides. RefSeq names its product 40S ribosomal protein S3-A (gene RpS3). Gene Ontology annotation, molecular function: structural constituent of ribosome; RNA binding. Lineage: Eukaryota; Metazoa; Arthropoda; Arachnida; Ixodida; Ixodidae. The record is from RefSeq and is a predicted model, not a curated record. Gene Ontology annotation, biological process: translation; positive regulation of apoptotic signaling pathway. Gene Ontology annotation, cellular component: cytosolic small ribosomal subunit; nucleus. Bases 93 to 824 code for a protein of 243 amino acids. The transcript has 4 exons.
AUAACCACGAUAACGCAUGAAAAGCCAUCUCUGUGGUGAAAAGGAAGUGGGAUUUCUCUUCGCGAACAGCCUUUUCCGGUCUAGAAGCAGACAUGGCGAACCCAAUAAGCAAGAAGAGGAAGUUUGUCGCCGACGGUGUUUUCAAGGCGGAGCUGAACGAGUUCCUGCGGAGAGAACUCGCCGAGGAUGGCUACUCGGGCGUGGAGGUGCGCGUCACACCACAGAACACAGAGAUCAUCAUCCUGGCCACCCGCACCCAGUCGGUGCUGGGCGAGAAGGGCCGCAGGAUCCGGGAGCUCACCUCGGUCGUCCAGAAGAGGUUCAGCUUCCCUGAGGGGACCGUGGAGCUGUACGCCGAGAAGGUGGCCUCCCGCGGCCUGUGCGCCAUAGCGCAGUGCGAGUCGCUGCGCUACAAGCUGAUCGGCGGCCUGGCGGUGCGCCGGGCCUGCUACGGUGUGCUGCGCUUCAUCAUGGAGAGCGGCGCCAAGGGCUGCGAGGUGGUGGUCUCGGGCAAGCUGAGGGGCCAGCGAGCCAAGUCCAUGAAGUUUGUGGACGGCCUCAUGAUCCACAGCGGCGAGCCUACCAACGACUACGUCGAGACCGCCGUCCGCCACGUGCUGCUCCGGCAAGGUGUGCUUGGCAUCAAGGUGAAGAUCAUGCUGCCGUGCGACCCCAACGGCAAGCUGGGCCCCAAGAAGCCGCUGCCGGACCACGUCACCAUCAUGGAGCCCAAGAAGGAGCCCAGGAAAGAGGCGUCGGCCGUCGAGAACUUUGCCGAGAAGGCGGCCAGCGAGAAAGCUGCCGCUCUGUCUGCCCCCGCCUGAGGGAAGCCCCCAGGCGGCGGACAAUAAACGUUUUGUCUCAUGCUC